AUGGCCCCAAAGAACAACAAGGGCAAGCAAACCAAGGAGCCGGAGAAGGCAGGUGCAGCUAAAGUGAAGGGUGCCCAGAGCAUCAACGUACGUCACAUUCUUUGUGAAAAGCACGCAAAGAAGGAAGAGGCACUCGCCAAGUUGAAUGCUGGCGUCAAGUUUGAUGAAGUCGCUAGAGAGUUCUCAGAAGACAAGGCUCGCCAAGGUGGCUCGCUAGGCUGGAAAACCAGAGGAGCUCUGAUGCCAGAGUUCGAGAAUGUAGCCUUCGAACUGGCUGCCAGUACCACCAACAGCCCAAAAUGGGGCGAGGCUAAGACCUCUGAAGGAUAUCAUAUAAUUAUGGUUGAGGGCAGGAAAUAAUCUUCUUCUUUUCUCCUUUGAUCGCCGUAUGGUGCAAGACUCGGAUUUUAUGAAUCCAGUUCAACAUUACGAACCCAUGGGUUAAAGCAAAAUUGAUCUGACAUUCAAUCGACUAGCGUAAAGAAGUACGAAAAUGGACGCUUCAUCAUGCGCAUCCUAAG
Messenger RNA from Aureobasidium pullulans EXF-150, 521 nucleotides. RefSeq names its product FKBP-like protein. The record is from RefSeq and is a predicted model, not a curated record. The transcript is spliced from 3 exons. Gene Ontology annotation, biological process: rRNA processing. Gene Ontology annotation, molecular function: peptidyl-prolyl cis-trans isomerase activity; DNA binding. The coding region runs from base 1 to 360 and encodes 119 amino acids. NCBI's taxonomy places the organism in Eukaryota, Fungi, Ascomycota, Dothideomycetes, Dothideales, Saccotheciaceae.